This is a messenger RNA of Drosophila guanche, 2124 nucleotides long. RefSeq names its product protein spartin. NCBI's taxonomy places the organism in Eukaryota, Metazoa, Arthropoda, Insecta, Diptera, Drosophilidae. The record is from RefSeq and is a predicted model, not a curated record. The coding region runs from base 299 to 2002 and encodes 567 amino acids. Gene Ontology annotation, cellular component: plasma membrane. Gene Ontology annotation, biological process: cell division; negative regulation of BMP signaling pathway. The transcript is spliced from 5 exons.
AAACAGAGCAAGCAAAACAAAAACGCAAAACGCAAAGAACAUUCCAACCAAAUCGAAUAAGUUUCAACGAAUUUAACAAUGAAAUUGUAAUUAUACAUUUAAGGUAUAUUCUCACAUAAAAACGAAGCUUUAUUUCAUACUGGGAAAGCCCGAGCAAAGGAAAUGAAAGAUCUAUGAUUUUACUUUGCUGAUCAAAGUACAUCCGAACCCGAUUGAAUCUCAAUGACAAGGAAAGUUCUGGCAGAGUUAGUAAAACUUGAAGACGAAACCGGAAAAAAGUGGGCUACUAAACUUCGCAAUGGCAUCCACGGAAAGCGAGUUCCUUGAGGCGUAUGGCCAAAUCCAAGCUGCUUAUAAGGCAGCCAUGACGCAAGUAGAGCUGGCCCUGGACCGCGAGGAGUUGGAGGACGCUACGAAAACCAUUGAGGCGUAUGAGCGAGCCCUGGAGAUGAUUGAGGAGACCUUUGCCAUACCCGUGGGCCUGCCCGAUGAGAUUGAUGCUGUGCAGACGCAAUGGAACGACGCCUGCUCCCUGAUACAGAAGUUAAAGAGCGCCAAGACGGAGGUUAGCUAUCGCGUGAAGGUUUUGAAAGCCAAGAGCCUCCCCGUCGAUGACGGAGCAGUCGAGGCAGAAGAGAGGGAGCGCACCGAAGCAGAUGGACAGGGCACCAGCCGACAGCGGCCCUUGUUGGCCGAGAAUCCAUCGACCUUUUACGACAUAGCCAAUGCCAGUGGCACUCCCAGAACCUACAGGGAGAUGGCUACCGGCUUGCGAGAGCUCCUGGCCAGCCACGAGGCUCAUGCCCAAUUGGACGAGCUCUUCCAGGCGCAGAUCAAGCUGUACCGCAUUGAGGCCAGCGGUGUGGUGACGACCAUUACAGGAAGCACCACCAUGUCACUGGUGAUGUGCACAGUGGACGGCAAGUGGAAAUAUCUCAGCGGCAGCACCUUCAUCCAGUGCUCGAUGACGGAGGAAGGGGCUCCCACGGCAUCCGACAUGAUCUGGCUGUACCCACUGGUGCCCUCGAUCACCAAUUGUUAUCGCACGGAAUACGGGGCCUUUAUUUUUCCGGAUAUGGAGUGCCAGGAGCCUGGCAAUGCCUUCGGAAUCAUGCUGGUGAAGCCACAGCGACCGCUCAGCUCCACGGCCGGGGAGACGGAGGAGGAGCAGAUGGAGGAUCUGCAGCAGUUCUUCCUUGACCUUCUUGAGGCCGUGCUGGCGGGAACGGUGGAGCAGCUGAAAUCGCCGGGCCCCCAACGUGCUGGCUCUGGUCCGGGCACCAGCUCGGAGCAGGUGUCCAAGCACAUUGUGUGCGCGGCCGAUUUCAUAGCUCGCAACCUGGUCAAGGGAGCAGAGAAGACGGGCGGCCUGAUGAUGCGAUCGACGCCGUAUCUCAUCUCCAAAAUGACGCCAGCCUCGGAGGAGGCCCCCACCCAGGUACCUGCCUCCGUGCAGUCCACAGUGGAAGUGGCUCAAAAAGUGACCCACGCGGCGGUUGGCAUGACCGGUUGGAUAGCCGGAAAGGUGGGCACCGCAUCGAUGGCCGUUGGGCGCUAUCUGGCUCCGCAUAUCCAGGAGCAGGGAUCGAAGCUGCUGCAGAAGGGCUUUGGCUACGACACCACCGAAGCCAACAGCACCAUGGAGGGUGCACUAACAAUAGCAGCGGGAGCCGUCGAGUGCUUUAGCACUGUCUUCGAUGGCCUCGAGACAUCGGCCAAGAUCCUGGGCAACAGCCUGAGCGAGAACUCGGUCAGGAUUAUAGAGCACAAAUAUGGACCAUCAGCUGGGAACUUGGCCUGCGGCACCUUCGAUACUAUGGGGAAUGCAUUUGUCAUCAGCCAGAAUGUGAAUUAUAUAUCCCCCAAGGGCAUAGCCAAAAAGUUGGCCAAACGUACCGGCGAGGCCGUCGUGAGUGAUUAUAAACGCGAUUUGCGUAAACCGGAAUCUCAUUAUAUUAACGCCGGAGCCCUCUAUCCAGAUCUGAGAGCAUUGAAGGAAUGAUGCGGCUUAACCAAAGAUAUUUACUUAUGUUCAAAUAUAAAUACUCGUCUAGUUCCAAUAUCCAAUUUAUAGCUUAUUUUAUAAGUCAAGCCUAGAACAUUUGUUUCACACAUGCAUUAUGU